This is a messenger RNA of Nothobranchius furzeri (turquoise killifish), 2222 nucleotides long. Lineage: Eukaryota; Metazoa; Chordata; Actinopteri; Cyprinodontiformes; Nothobranchiidae. The record is from RefSeq and is a predicted model, not a curated record.
GUCUCGCUUUUAAGAUGCUUUCAUGAGCCGCUGUGGCAGAAGGCCAUCUGAGGGUCUCACAUGGUGUUAAAGGUCAGUGUUUGUAGGGAAAAGGCUGCUAAGCCCGGUAAGUGUGUUUUCUCUAUCCCUUAUGCAAUGACUCAGCAUAGCCGGCUUUGAGAAGUUAUUAGAAGAUGCUUAAAGCAUUAUCAGCACCAGGACAAGACCUGUGAGACCCCCUGAUUGAGCCAAUAAAGGAGAGUGAAUUGUUAAACCUACUGCCUAGUAGACCGCCAUCCUAAAAGAAGGGAUUAUUCCCCAUCGGAGUUGCUAAUCUAAAUUAAAUCUUUCCUUUAUGAAUGAAGGCCUCCUUGUACUUCAGAAUUAUGUCAAUAUUAUAAAGGUGCCAUUCUUGUGGGGUUGACCCAUGAGUCUGUCUCUUUGUGUGCUUGGUGUGCACUUUGGCUAUUUAUGAGGAUAAUCUAAAGUCUACGGAACGUUUGUAUGUGGUUCUUGCAGCUGGGGGACUACAUUUCUGACACAGCCAGUAACAUGAUGCUGGUGGACGAGCACAUCCUGUGGAUGGCUCAGAAUGAGGCCAGGGCGUGUACCCGGAUGGUCCAGUGUGUGGAGCGCAUCGCUGACCUGGCUCUAAGUGAAGAUAACCAGGUCAUUUCUAAGGUAUCUGCUAAUAUCGCUCUGGAAGCCUUCCUGAUCAGGCCGUCAAAGCUGCUGGGUUUAUCCUGCUCAGUGCUACAGCGAUCCCAUGUGUCUGCCAGCUCACCUCUCCCUCACAGCGCUGACAAGGACAAGCUCGCAGAACACAACGCCACGGGAGGGUCGUCGCUCAUUUUCAAAUGCCAGGCUGUAAACAACAGCGACCUGCCAGCCAGUCAGCUCAGCAAGGUGAGGCGCAGGCAGAUAAACAGUGUGCAGAUUGUUCUAAAUGUCUCCAAUAAGCUAUUGUGGCAAAGUCUGCAUAAAAUAACCAUUUGAUUAUUGUUCAGUUAGUUACGACCUGAGUCGUGGGGCCAAAACAAAACCAGGGCACACACACCACAGCAGCAAAAUACGUCUACCCUAAGGCCACGAUAAUCAAAAGCAGAGAGACCUUCUAGACCAGCUCACACAGGGCGUAGGGUCUGGUGUCGUCCCUCGACCCUGAGAGAGCAGGAAAACCAAACCUAGCAGAUACAGCCCCGUCCUUACACAGGUGUGUGUGAGUGUGUCAUUAUCAAUGAAAGCAGCUUCAACACUGAUGUUUUGAUUUUGUGGUGUGAAGUAGAUCACGUUGUGUUGGGGUUAGGAAUUCUGAAUGAGGAUCAGCCUGCAGUGAUGAACAUACAUCCUUGUGUGCAUCAGCACCAACCUCGGUGACUCAGUAAGUCUACUGAUGUAUGUCUGCAACCUCUGCACACACUCUGCAGACUCGUGUCAAUGACUGCACAGAUGGAUUCAUCAGUCAACUCUGAUGUGUGUUUAAUGCAAGGAUAGUCCAUGUGCAUGGCUGCCAGGCCUCUGGUUUGUUCAGCACUCACAUUUAGAUGUAGCUCCAGUUUAAGUGGAACUAGCAUACUGCCAUGGCUGCUCUGGUGUGGCGCUAGCAGGACACUUUCAGCCAGCUUCUUUAAACAACAAACAUCAGAUUUUAGAUCUGGAUCAACACUUUUAAAGGCCAGACCGUCUCUUUUGGGGGUCAUGGUAACUCCUAAUAACAUUCAGAAUUCUGUGUAAGUAUUAUGGGCUGUUGUACCUCUGCUUGACUGAUAGAUGGGCCAUUCCUGUCUGUACCGGGUCGCCCCGGGCCGGGUGGCCCCAGUCGGCCCCAGCCUGGCCCGGUUGAUUCCUUAAGCCCAUGUGGGCUGAUUCUACCCACCAAUCAGAGGCUUGCUCUAAUGGAAGGUGUGAAUUUGCUGUCAGCAGUGGGUGUGUUGGCCCUGGUCGACCUGAAGCAGACCCCCAUCGAGAAGAGGGCAGAGAAUGAGCCUUGGUUGGCCCGGAAAAAUACCAGGCCACCCAGAUAUGUAAACAACCUACGCUACCCGCCCCCGGCCGACCCGGUACAGGUGGGAAUGGCCCAAUAGUCUAUCAGUUCAUUUUCUAUUCUUAUGCCAGUCACAGAGAAACAAUAAACAUCUUUUAGUGGUGAUCAGGCCCUCACAGGACAACUCAUGAGGCUGUGUGAAUCCAGUCCAGGUUUUAAGUUUAGAACUCAUGAACCUGUUUGAAUCCAGUCCUGGUUU